AUGAGUCGUAACUUCGCUACAGAAAUUAAAUCACCGAAGUUUAAAGACCCUUCAUUGUUUUGUAAAAGUGCUUUUAUAAAUAAUGAAUGGGUAAACGCAAAAUCGGGAGAAACAUAUUCAGUAAUAGACCCUGCAACUGAAAAUGAAAUUGGAAAGGUUCCUGAGAUGAAUGUUGAAGAUAUCAGGGAAGCUAUAAAGGCGGCUAAAAGUGCUUUUAAAGAAUGGGCAAAUUUAACUGCAAAGAAUCGACAUGAUUUUCUUUUAGCUUUGCACUCUCAAAUUUUGGAAAAUCAAAACGAUCUUGCCACUAUUCUUACUCUUGAAAAUGGUAAAUCAUAUAAUGAAUCCUUAGGUGAAAUAAGAUAUGGUGCCACUUUUGUUGAGUGGUUUGCACAAGAGUCUAGACGUGUUUAUGGUGAUGUAAUACCAUCACCUUUUAAAAAUCAUAAAAUCAUAGUGGAAAAACAACCUAUUGGAGUUGUUGGAUUAAUUACUCCUUGGAAUUUUCCAAGCGCCAUGAUUACACGUAAAGUAAGCGCAGCAUUAGCGGCUGGAUGUACUGUCGUAAUAAAACCUGCACCAGAAACACCAUAUUCAGCUUUAGCUUUAGCCGAAUUGGCUGUAAGAUCAGGGUUUCCAAAAGGAGUUAUUAAUGUGGUAACAACUGAUAAGCAUAUUAAAGAAGUUGGUUUGGAACUUUGUACUAAUUUGGAUGUGAAGAAAAUAUCUUUCACCGGCUCGUCUGCAGUGGGUAAACUUUUGAUGGAACAAAGUUCUAGUACAUUAAAGAACAUCUCUUUAGAAUUAGGAGGAAACGCGCCAUUCAUUAUAUUUGAUGACGCUGAUAUAGAUUCAGCUGUUGAAGGUGCUAUUGCAUGCAAGUUCCGUGCAAUGGGUCAAGCUUGCAUUGCUGCAAAUCGUAUUUAUGUACAAUCAUCAAUUUAUGCAGAAUUUGCAUCUAGAUUAGCGGAUAAAGUUAGUGGAUUUCAAGUAGGAAAUGGAUUCGAUCCAAAAACAACUCAUGGUCCUUUGAUUAAUCAAAGAGCUGUAAAUAAGGUGACGAGACAUGUUGAAGAUGCUGUAGCAAAAGGUGCUGAAAUACUUAUAGGGGGUACAAAACAUACAGGAAAUUUUUUUUAUCCUACAGUUCUCACUAAUAUGACUAAAGAAAUGGUUAUUACAUCCGAGGAGACAUUUGGCCCAAUAGCUGCUUUAUAUAAAUUUGAAACGGAAGAUGAAGUUAUGAAACUAGCAAAUGAUAGUCCGUAUGGGUUGGCGGGAUAUUUUUAUAGUAGAGACAUCGGAAGAUGUUGGCGUGUAGCUAAUGCUUUAGAAGUUGGUAUGGUUGGUGUCAAUACUGGGAUUAUACACAAUUGCGAAGCACCAUUUGGUGGGAUUAAAGAAUCAGGAUUGGGACGUGAAGGUUCCAAAUAUGGUAUUGACGAUUUUAUUGAUUUAAAAUAUGUUAGUAUGGGUGGAUUAUAA
Rhizophagus irregularis DAOM 181602=DAOM 197198 is the source of this 1485-nucleotide messenger RNA. RefSeq lists its product as uncharacterized. The record is from RefSeq and is a predicted model, not a curated record. Gene Ontology annotation, molecular function: succinate-semialdehyde dehydrogenase (NAD+) activity. Gene Ontology annotation, cellular component: cytoplasm. Gene Ontology annotation, biological process: GABA catabolic process. Lineage: Eukaryota; Fungi; Glomeromycota; Glomeromycetes; Glomerales; Glomeraceae.